GCCCGGCUUCGCCCGUCGCGGCUCUGGGCAAGGCGAGGAGGGCGGAGCUACCCGCCUGGCCCCGCCCCAGACUCCACGGCGCCGCUGGGCACGCUGGGAAGCGUAGUCCACUCCCGCCGCGAGGAGGAGGCGGCGGCAUGGCGGGGCUGGAGCUGCUGUCGGAGCAGGGCUACCGCGUGGACGGGCGGCGGGCCGGGGAGCUGCGCCAGGUCCGCGCCCGCAUGGGGGUCUUCGCGCAGGCCGACGGCUCCGCCUACCUGGAGCAGGGCAACACCAAGGCCCUCGCCGUCGUCUACGGGCCCCACGAGAUGCGGGGCUCCCGCAGCAAAGCGCUGCACGACCAGGCGGCGGUGAACUGCCAGUACAGCAUGGCCACCUUCAGCACCGGCGAGCGCAAGCGGAGGCCCCACGGGGACCGCGCCUCCAGCGAGAUGAGCCUCCACCUGAAGCAGACCUUCGAGGCCGCCAUCCUGACCCAGCUCUACCCUCGCUCCCAGAUCGACAUCUACGUCCAGAUCCUGCAGGCGGACGGUGGGAACUAUUGUGCCUCUGUGAACGCGGCCACACUGGCGGUCAUUGACGCCGGCAUCCCCAUGCGGGACUACGUGUGCGCCAGCUCUGUUGGCUUCAUUGAAGACACGCCCCUGGCUGACCUGAACUAUGUCGAGGAGGCGGCUGGCGGCCCCCAGCUGGCCCUGGCGCUGCUGCCCAAGUCGGACCAGAUCGCUCUGCUGGAGAUGAACGCCCGGCUGCACGAGGACCACCUGGAGCGCAUCAUGGAGGCUGCCAGCAAGGCCUGCAAGGAUGUCUACGUGGUGCUUGACCAGGUGGUGCGGGAGCAUCUGCAGGAGGUCACUGUCUUGCUGGGAAAGUGAGGCGCUCUACACCACCACCACCACCCACGCAGCUGGGGGGCAGCUGGCGGGGGCGCUUCAGCAGCUCCUGGCUCUCGUUGGGUGGGAGGAGACACUCCGGCCUCCUCACAGCAGCAGGCGUGGCCCUUGGCACUCACGGCGUACUCUGGGGGAUCGGCCAGAAGGGAUGUGCCCAGAACUGGCUCCCUUCAAGCCGAUGGUGGGGCAGGGGGGCCUUUAAGGAUGGGCAAGGGUGCACUUAACACCCCCACCUCACCGCGCUUCCUCCUCCGGCACUCUGUGUAGAAAUAGUCCCUCAGGGUGGCAGCGCACCUCCUUGCCGCUCCGUCGUUUCAGUGACCGGAAGUGCCGUGUGUGCGCACGCCUGCAACAAGCGCACAGCACUUCCAG
This is a messenger RNA of Hemicordylus capensis (graceful crag lizard), 1265 nucleotides long. RefSeq names its product exosome component 4 (gene EXOSC4). Gene Ontology annotation, cellular component: nucleolus; nuclear exosome (RNase complex); cytoplasmic exosome (RNase complex). The transcript has 3 exons. The coding region runs from base 138 to 875 and encodes 245 amino acids. Lineage: Eukaryota; Metazoa; Chordata; Lepidosauria; Squamata; Cordylidae. Gene Ontology annotation, biological process: rRNA catabolic process; U4 snRNA 3'-end processing; poly(A)-dependent snoRNA 3'-end processing. The record is from RefSeq and is a predicted model, not a curated record.